AUGCAACCCGGUCUUUGCAGUAACCCAACUCAUACUGUUGCUUCACCCCCAGUCUCAUCAUCUGAUUCGCCCCACGACGCCUCAGGUUCUGAACAGUCUGAUAAUCACUAUCAACCUCCUCCGCAACGCCAAGGACAAAACACAACGGCCAAACGUGGCGGUCAUACUGGCUCUUGCGGUGGUGGACGCAAGAUACCUAGAAAAGAUCAAGGACCCGAGGAAGAUACCAACAUCACACUCCCCAAACCAUCUGCCAUGUCAGAGGACAAACUAGGCAAUCGAGUCAAUUGUCCAACCAUAGACAACUACCGGCAACUAGGGCUCCAAUGGGGACUACCGCACGCGGAGCACAUACUAUCCAAGAUGACCCUUCCUAAAAACAACAGGCCUUCUUCCACAGGACUCUUUGAAGCUCAAGCAUUGCAAUCAAUGUACCAGUUGGAUAAGACAAUGCUUUGUAUUGUGCUUAAAUGUAGCUGUCACAUACUUGACGAGGCUUUAUUGGAAGGGCCGCUCGCGCGUGAACCCAACAUGUACACAAACUAUCAAACCUACAGUGUCGUGGCCACCCAAACAAAGAUGCCUUCAAAGGGGGUAUCAGAAGGGUUCAACAAACGUAAUGUUAUUGUAGGGAAUACCUGGUCCUCUUACACAGAAGAAGAACAACAGGUUUUCAGUCCAAAAUUAUUUGAACGGCUGUGUGUAGCAACCAGCAAAGCGCAUGCACUCACCCAAACACCCCAUGGAAUACCGAGCAUAGCAAAUGGAGACACCAUGGCCACUCCUUCCCCUGAAGACAUACCCAACAAAUCCGAUCUCCAACCACUCAGUGAGGAAGAGCUUGUAUACUACAUUCCUCUCUUCAAGUGCCUUGUCAACUUGGGAAAAGUCUUGGGAGAUUUGCGUGAAGGAUGGCUAUGGAGGCACAGCACCAAGUCUCGUAUUCGGACUCGUGAGCAGCUAAUGCAGCUCGAGAUCAAUAAGGUUGCCCAUCAAAUGCCAGUGCACCUACGCCCCAAACAAGACAAGCCGAAUCCUCUGUCAGACGCCGGAAUCCGCCAAGCAGCGAAACACACCGAGCUCACCCAAGCGCUCAACAGUUUGAUUGACCCAUUCCUCUGUGGUGGUCACCAAGGAAUGGGUGAUGCGCAUCCCAAAAUGGCAAAUCUGAAAGAAGCAUUCCACAAAAAAACAUACCAAGGCAAUGUCCAGCUCAUGUUUGAUUGCAUGCCUGAAAGCCUGGUCACCGAUUCCAUGAUCGCCAAGGGGGCUAGCAGGUUAUCCAACAAUUAA
Melampsora larici-populina 98AG31 is the source of this 1293-nucleotide messenger RNA. RefSeq lists its product as uncharacterized. The coding region runs from base 1 to 1293 and encodes 430 amino acids. The transcript has 5 exons. The record is from RefSeq and is a predicted model, not a curated record. NCBI's taxonomy places the organism in Eukaryota, Fungi, Basidiomycota, Pucciniomycetes, Pucciniales, Melampsoraceae.